UCCGUCCUCCCGGGGUCACACAGCCUCAUCACAUAACUCCCCUUCCUUCUCCUCUCCACCCUUCCUGCCUUUCCUCCUCACUUCCUCCUCCCUCCCUCUCUUCCUCCGCCUCCCCUCCGCCUCCCCUCCUUCCACCUUCCUCCUGCAGGAGAGCGUCACCGUCAGUCUCUGGAUGAAUUCCGGCUGAUUUCCUCGGGCACCCUGUGAUUUUAUUCCCCGCUGUUUUGGAGCUGGUUAAAACCAAACAGGAAGAAGGUUUCUCUCCAGUCAUGCAGAAGGUGGAGGGACGGUUAACCCCGGUCAACCUGCCUUCUUCCAGGGGCCCGAGCACCCCAGGGUCUCCCGCCACCGGCAUCACGGCCCGAGUGAACGACCACGUGGUGGGCUACAGAGACCUGGCAGCGCUGCCCCGAGACAAAGCCAUCCUGCAGGUGGAGAGACCCGACCUGAUGUCGUACCAACCACACCUCACCUUCUCCCCACUCGACGCUCCACCCAGAGAACGAUCUCUGUCUCCUCCGCCUACGUCUUCCACCAGGUCUCCUGAGGUGAAGGCGCGCGGAGCAGAGAGUGAGAGUGAGAGUGGUUCUCCUGGAGGAUCCACGCUGCAACUGCAGUCUGGACGCAAGAUCAGCGCCAGCCAGCAGCAUUUCCACAGACCGGAUAACGGAGCCAACAUCUACAGGAAGCCUCCCAUCUACAAACAAGAUGUUAAACAUGUGGAGGGAACUGGCGUCAUUCAGUCGGCAAAGUUUCCUGCAGCUCAGCCACCGGACCCCAACCUGCCGUCCAAGAUAGAGACCGAAUACUGGCCCUGCCCCCCCUCCACGGCUGCCAUGGAGAUCGAGAGGAGGAAGAAGAAAGAGGAGCUGCAGGAGGAAGACGAGUUUGAAGACCUGACCGGCGAGGCCGAGACGCUGCGGGAGCAAGAGCUGGAAAAGAUCAAGUCCAACCUGGGCCGGCUCAUCCUGAAGGAGGAGAAGGAGAAGGCCGUUCACUUCCGGAGGAAGACCCAGUCGCUGCCCGACAGAACGCACCUGCACACCAGUUUGUCAGCGAGCGCAUCCAAGUCUCCUUCACGCGCCGGCAUCGGCCUGACCCGAAUGCAGUCUGCAGAGUUCUCUACGGACGGAGAUAAAGGACUGACAGCUGCUCAGAACGGAGAAGCUCGGAGGGAGAGGAUGGACAGAGGAAACUCUCUGCCAAGUAUCCUGGAGCAGAAGAUCUAUCCGUAUGAAGCGCUGCUCGUGACCCACAGAGGGCGCUGUAAGCUGCCGCCCGGGGUCGACCGCACUCGCCUGGAGAGGCAUCUGUCCACGGAGCAGUUUGAGGAGAUCUUCGGGAUGCCGAUCGGCGAGUUCGACCGCCUCUCGCUGUGGAGACGAAACGAACUCAAGAAGAAAGCCUCGCUCUUCUAACAGGAAGUGACCUCGCUGCCCGCGCAGAUAACUUUUGAUGAACCGCCUGCUUUUUGGGAAAAAGGAAGGAGAGAAAAAAACAACAUCAAAUGUGAAAAAACCCCACAAAACAUGUCCGCCAUCUAACUAACCAAUCACGUCGCUGGACCGACCCUUUACUAACGGAUGCACUGACACUCAGACAUGUUACCUGUGCUGCACUUAUAACUGCCCCCCCCCACCCCCACCCGCUCGUUACGUGUCCGCCCGUCAUCACCAUCAUCAUCAUCAUCAUCACACAGUUUGUUUCUCUGAGCUCCAGAGGUCUGCGGCAGGACGUCAGACGUUAGCACAUUAGCACAUUAGCCAAACAUAUUAAUAACACGCCCACUUUUAAGGACAUUUCACGCAUCAUGUUGAAGCAUUUUAAGUUUUUCCUGUGUCAUUUAAAGCCUCGUUCUCAUCCCCAACUCGUCUGGUUUAAACAACAAUGUCAAACUAAACUAUUUGGUUAAAAGGAACACACCGACUUAUCGGUACUUUGUCUUAUUCAGCGUAUCCCCAGAGUUAGAGAAGUCCAUACAUACCCUUCUCAUCUCUGUGCGUGUCCUAACAGUGUCUGAUGCACCCAUCGCUAGCCUAGCUUAGCACACAUCCUGGAGGUAACUGGCUCCAUCUAGCCUAGCUUAGCCUAGCACAGAUCCUGGA
Perca fluviatilis (European perch) is the source of this 2105-nucleotide messenger RNA. It is a transcript of the gene dmtn, whose product is annotated as dematin actin binding protein. The record is from RefSeq and is a predicted model, not a curated record. Gene Ontology annotation, molecular function: actin filament binding. Gene Ontology annotation, cellular component: actin cytoskeleton; plasma membrane. Gene Ontology annotation, biological process: cytoskeleton organization; lamellipodium assembly; actin filament bundle assembly. NCBI's taxonomy places the organism in Eukaryota, Metazoa, Chordata, Actinopteri, Perciformes, Percidae. Bases 270 to 1418 code for a protein of 382 amino acids. The transcript has 16 exons.